AUGGCAUCAUCGCAGCGCAAGGAAAUCCUCGUCAUUGGCGGCACAGGCGCCCAAGGCAUACCUGUCGUGCAAACCCUCUCGGCUUCCGAAGAGUAUUCAGUCCGUGUUCUUACGCGUGACCCUUCGUCUGCUCGAGCGAGAUCCCUUGCCGCCCUGCCCAACGUCACCUUGAUCCAAGGCACGCAGGAGUCCGAAGCGGACCUGCACCGCGUCUUCAACGGCGUAUACGGCGCAUGGGUGAACCUCGACGGCUUCAUCCUAGGGGAAAUGAAAGAGUUGUACCUCGCAUUCCGGUGCUAUGAGAUUGCCAGGGCCGAGGGAUUGAAGCAUUAUGUCUGGGCAAAUUGUGACUAUGCAUUGAAGAUUGCUGGAUGGAAGGAGGAGUAUCAUUGGGGCAUAAUGAUGCAAAGGGACGAGUUGGCGGUAAGUUUUGGGAAGUUCCGCUUGGUCAUUCCGGCAAAAAGCCUUCCUGAGAAUGGCGCAUCUGGCCAGAACUCGUGCCACAGAGCUGGCGCCAUACCAGGAGCCGAAACACCCCAUUGCUUGGGCAAGAAUCUGGGUGCUCAUCGACUGAACGCGGAGUAG
Fonsecaea erecta is the source of this 585-nucleotide messenger RNA. RefSeq lists its product as hypothetical. Lineage: Eukaryota; Fungi; Ascomycota; Eurotiomycetes; Chaetothyriales; Herpotrichiellaceae. The transcript is spliced from 2 exons. The coding region runs from base 1 to 585 and encodes 194 amino acids. The record is from RefSeq and is a predicted model, not a curated record.